Molecule: messenger RNA, 798 nt
Organism: Menidia menidia (Atlantic silverside)
Lineage: Eukaryota; Metazoa; Chordata; Actinopteri; Atheriniformes; Atherinopsidae
Source: the annotation of a GenBank genome assembly
CUGAACAACAGCGGAAUUCAGUGGAAUUCGGAUGCUGACGAACCUCUUCAGCACUCUUUGGGCGGUUUGUUGAAGUCCACGGAGUCCUUCGCCCGCACAGCCAUUGACUGCGGUUGGUGCCAAGCCAGCGAAGCGGGAGCCAUGCCUGUCCCCGCUGGAUACCUCAGCGACUCCCCCGCCGCGGCCUUUACAUCCUCGGCCUCACUUAUCCCGCCACCACCGAUAAACACUCAUCAGCCCGGUGUUGUCACCUCCCUCUUGUACAGUGGCUCCAAGUUCAGAGGGCACCAGAAAAGCAAAGGGAACUCUUACGAUGUGGAAGUUGUGUUGCAGCAUGUCACGAUGGAGGAUUCCUACCUGUGUGGCUACCUGAAGAUUAAAGGACUGACAGAGGAAUAUCCGACGCUGACCACGUUCUUUGCCGGGGAAAUCAUCAGCCGGAAGCGGCCGUUUCUCACUCGGAAGUGGGAUGCAGACGAGGACGUGGAUCGAAAGCACUGGGGCAAGUUCAACGCCUUCUACCAAUAUGCAAAGACGUUCAACUCUGACGAGUUUGACUACGAGGAUCUGAAGAACUCGGACUAUAUUUUCAUGCGGUGGAAGGAGCAGUUCCUGGUCCCCGACCACACGAUCAAAGACAUUAGCGGAGCUUCAUUUGCUGGGUUCUAUUACAUUUGCUUCCAAAAGUCCACGGCGACGAUUGAGGGCUACUACUACCACAGGAGCUCAGAAUGGUACCAGUCGUUAAACCUCACCCACGUCCCCGAGCACAGCGCCGCCAUCUACGAGUUCCGGUGA